Gasterosteus aculeatus aculeatus (three-spined stickleback) is the source of this 2067-nucleotide messenger RNA. It is a transcript of the gene tcf23, whose product is annotated as transcription factor 23. NCBI's taxonomy places the organism in Eukaryota, Metazoa, Chordata, Actinopteri, Perciformes, Gasterosteidae. Gene Ontology annotation, molecular function: DNA-binding transcription factor activity, RNA polymerase II-specific; protein dimerization activity; RNA polymerase II transcription regulatory region sequence-specific DNA binding. The record is from RefSeq and is a predicted model, not a curated record. Gene Ontology annotation, biological process: regulation of transcription by RNA polymerase II; developmental process.
UGUUUUCUUCUUCAGGGGACCCGCAGAGGCCCGGGGAGCUUUGGAGAGGAGCUUGGAGAUGCUUCACAGUAGAAUGUCGUUCAGCAGCAUUUACAUCUGCCCUGGACUCUGAGAUGCUUUGAGAGGAGGAUGACCUCAGGCUCUUCCGUCCUGUAGUGGAGGAUAUUUUCUCCAUCCAGCCGAUGAAAACAGGUCGCAAGUGAAUUAAGGUCUUCAGGAGAGUCUGCUGCAGCGCCUCAUCGCCAACCAUGGCGCUCAACCCCCUGGAAGGUCUCAUGGCGGUGGCGGCGAACCACCAGCUGGUCCCCGAGCCGCAGAGGCCGAAGCCCCCCCGUGCGGCCGGCGGGCCGGCAUCCCCCCGCGGACGCAGGCUGAGCCCUCGCAGCAGCCGGGAGCCCAGGAAGUGGGUGCAGUCGGUGUGUGCGGCUGGUUGUGAGUCGGCGGCCCCGUGCAGACCCCUGAGGGGUCACCACUCCCCCGAGAACGCCGCGCGAGAGAGGAGCCGCGUGCGCAACCUGCGACAGGCCUUCCACAGCCUGCAGGCCGCUCUGCCCUCCGUCCCACCAGACACCAAGCUGUCCAAGCUGGACGUGCUGGUCCUGGCGACGAACUACAUCGCUCACCUGACCGAGACGUUGGAACAGGGAGCGACGCUGGCCGAGCGCGCCCCCCCCCCCAGGCCGGGGGGAUACCUGCACCCCGUUAAGAAGUGGCCCAUGCGCUCGCUGCUCUACUGCGGCAGCGUGGGAGAGCUGCUGUCAGGGGCCCAAGCCAAUCAGAUGCCCCCACCUGGAAGGGACGUGGCCCCCACCCUGGAAGCAGAGAAGGAGUGAUGGAGCACGGGGCUCCACUUGUACCACGGACAGCAGAAGAAACGUUCUCGUCUGCAGACACUGAAACAACUGAAGCGAAUUCUGUAAAUCUGCUGUUUUCUGUUCAAACACCACAUGAUGGUAAUAACAGUUUGUUGUAUAUUUCUGCAAAGGCCUUGGCCUGGUUUUUAUGCCACACACACACACACACACACAGCAGACAGGUUCAGAUUUACUCUUGUUGAAAACAUUCCAUCAUUAUAUGAACUUCAGACAGGAACAGAUUUAAUGCGAGGAAAUGAAAAAGCUGCUUCAGAUGACACGACGCCACAAAUCAGCGCGCGAGGAGCUUCAGCCACUAUCUUGAUUUAGAGGUCGUACAGUGUUUUAUUUUUCCACAUAUUACUUUUGCUGUAAGGAAGAGAUGUUUCUUGUGAGGUUGAUGCCUUUUUAUGUAGCUGUUUGUGAAGCCAGUGUGUGUGUGUGUGUGCGUGUGCGUGUGUGUGUGUGCGUGUGCGUGUGUGCGUGUGUGUGGGGGAGUGAGGGUGGACGGACAGGCGGACAGUGAGGGAGGGAUUGUUGUGGGAACACAGCUGCUGUCUGAUGACUCGGUAUCUCUGCAGUAAUGACCACUUAGUUCUCAUUACAUCCACAAUGGAACCUUGUACUUUGGAGCAAAGCGGCGUGCAGCAGCAGCCCGAGUGCGUUCGCCGCCGCGCCACCAACACCCAACGUUUACUACUAGCAAGUGAUAUAGAAUUCUAGUUUUCAUGUGGCUCCACGUUAUGAAUAAGCACCAAGAGGUUUUACAGUUAGUGAAUAACACAAAGUAUUGCAUGUUAUAGAAUACUACAGUACGUCACAUUAAAGUAGAUAAAGAUGUCGAACUGAAACAGUUAUAUAUAUAUAACUGACUAACUAUAUAACUUACUAUUACUACUAGUUUCAUCUUCGCUGCAUGAAUACGCAGUAAUUACACAAGCGAGAGCUCAGAGCUGAAAUCAGUCCAAUAAGUCUUGUAGAUCCUCUCCUCCUGCAACAAGAUGGGCGCCGCUCCACAAGCAGCAGGCCGGCGUUCAAGGCUACUUCUAUAAAUCUGUCCAGAGGCGGCGGCGUGCAGCCAUGACUCAUGUGGAGCUGCGAGGGUCAAAGAAGGACUGCAGAAGCUCCUCACGGCACGAAGAAGCAACGGAAACACAAAUGAAAACCAAGCAGCUGUUCUAUUAAUCCUCAAUAAAGUGCUUUCAGGGCUUCA